AUGGCGUCCGCCAAUUCCCUGACGGCCUCGGUGCAGGCCUUGACCCUGCAGUCCACCACCCAGACCUCCAAGUUCGCUGGCUGCUUCCCGUCGCUGAACCCCAUGGACAUCUAUCGCGAGCACAUUGCGGAGCAAUUGGGCAAGGCCGCCGAUAUCGACCCCGAGCUGAUCUUCUCCCGCCUGGCUUGGACCAACACUUUGGACAAGGGUGAUCUUUCAUUGCCGGUCGCCGCCCUUCGUAUCAAGAAGAAGCCCGACGAGCUCGCCGCGGAGCUGGCCUCCAAAUUUCCCGAGUCAGACCUCAUUCAUCCUCCCACCGCUUUCGGCCCUCACAUUCAAUUCUUCUGCAAGCCUGGCCCCUUGGCCAAGACGGUUCUUGGCCGCGUCCUGACCGAGAAGGCCGCCUAUGGCACCAACGGUAACAUGGGUCUUAAGGACCCCUCCGACCCUUCCAAGGGCAAAAAGAAGAUCAUUAUUGAGUUCUCCUCGCCCAACAUCGCCAAGCCCUUCCACGCCGGUCACUUGCGCUCCACGAUCAUCGGUGGUUUCUUGGCCAACCUAUUCACGGUGAUGGGCUGGGACGUCAUCAAGAUGAACUACCUCGGUGAUUGGGGCAAGCAGUAUGGUCUGUUGGCCAAUGGUUUCAAGUACUUUGGAGAUGAGGAGGCGCUCACCAAGGACCCCAUCAACCAUCUGUUUGAUGUCUACGUCAAGGUCAACCGUAUUGUCGGUGAGCAGGAGGGGCCCAUCAAGGAGCUGAAGGAGCAAAUUAAGGCGAAGAAGGAGAAGGGCGAGGACGUUGCUACUGAGGAGGCGGAGCUUGCCAAGCUGGUGGACGCUAGUGAGGACGAGAAGGCUCGCCGCUACUUCAAGAGCAUGGAAGACGGAAAUCCCGAUGCGCUCGCCCUGUGGGCCCGCUUCCGUGAUCUCAGCAUUGCCAAGUAUAAGCAGACCUAUGCUCGCCUGAACAUUGACUUUGAUGUCUACUCGGGUGAGUCUCAGGUCAAGGCCGAGAGCAUGGCCAACGCCUUCAAGGCCAUGGAGAAGGCCGGUGUGACCGAGGAGUCCGAGGGUGCUGUCAUUGCCGACUUCACGAAGCACGGUGCGAAGAAGUUGGGCAAGGCCAUUAUCAUCCGCAAGGACGGUACUCCCUUGUACUUGACCCGUGACAUCGGUGCCAUCUUGGAGCGUGACGAGAAGUACCACUUCGACAAGAUGAUUUACGUCGUCGCUGCGCAGCAGGAUCUUCACUUGGCGCAGCUAUUCAAGGUUACCGAGCUGAUGGGACACAAGGAUCUGGCUAGUCGCUGCCAGCAUAUCAACUUUGGUAUGGUCCACGGCAUGAGCACCCGUAAGGGUACCGUCAAAUUCUUGGACGACAUCCUGCGCGAUGUGGGUGACAAGAUGCACGAGGUGAUGAAGAAGAACGAGACCAAGUACUCACAGGUUGAGAAUCCCGAGGAGACUGCCGACACUCUCGGUAUCACCUCGGUCAUGGUCCAGGAUAUGACUGGCAAGCGUAUUAACGGAUACGACUUCAACCUGGACGCCAUGACUUCAUUUGAGGGUGACACCGGUCCUUACCUGCAAUAUGCUCACGCUCGUCUGUGCUCCAUGGCUCGCAAGUCCGAGCUGAACAUCGAUGAGCUGAGCAGUGCCGACUUCUCCCUCCUCACUGAGCGCCACGCUGUUGAUUUGAUCCGUCUUCUUGCCUCAUGGCCCGACGUGCUCAUCAACACGGCCAAGACUUUGGAGCCUGUGACCGUGCUGAGCUAUCUCUUCCGCAUGACACACAUGCUGAGCUCCAGCUACGACGUGUUGAAGGUGAUUGGAAGCGAGCCCGAGUUGAAGAAGUCUCGCAUGGCUCUAUAUGCGGCUGCUCGCCAGGUCCUGCACAACGGUAUGCGGGUACUAGGCUUGAACCCCGUGGAACGACCUACCUACCGACCUGUCGACAUCACGACACCAGGAGAGACAACAACACGCCCUCGGAAUAUCAACCCGACUGGAUUUUGCAUCAUGACGAGGAUGGAAGAACCACCGUCCUCCGCGAGCGGGAGCCAGGCUCCGCCGAGCCCAACCCUCGACGUGGAGUGGAAUGGAGACAGUCGCUUUUUGAUGAACCAUUCCGUCAAGAACUUCUCCUGGAGUGGUCUCACCGUCACUGUCAAGGACCGGCAGACGAAGAAAGCGAGGGAUUUGAUCAACGACAUUACCGGUGACGUCCAACAAGGAGAAAUUGUUGCCCUAAUGGGACCUUCGGGCUGCGGCAAAACCACGCUGCUCAAUGUGUUGGCUCGACGACCCGCCGCGUCCGGGGCCAAAGUGAUGGGAGACACAUUUGUCAACGGCACUCAUGUGGACACGGGAGCCUUUGGUCGCAUGACCUCGUAUGUCGAACAGGAAGAUGCACUGAUCGGAUCGUUGACGGUCCGCGAAACAUUGAAAUUCGCAGCCGACCUGUCGUUGCCAAGCUCGGUGACCAAGCGUCAACGUAUGGAACGCAUUCAGACCCUCCUGGAGUCGUUUGGAAUCCAAAGCCAGGAAAACACUCUGGUGGGGACGCCUAUUCGCAAGGGUAUCAGUGGAGGCCAGAAGCGACGGGUCAGCGUGGCCAGCCAGCUCAUCACCUGUCCCAAGAUCUUGUUCUUGGAUGAGCCCACCAGUGGACUGGACUCGACCGCCAGCUACGAGGUCAUGUCGUACGCCAAAAAGCUUGCCCGGGAAAACAACUUGAUCAUCAUCGCCAGUAUCCAUCAACCCUCAACCACCACCUUCCAGCUCUUCGACAAACUCCUUCUCUUGUCCGCCGGGAGAACAUGCUACUUUGGCCCCAUCAACCACGAAGUGGAAAAUUAUUUCGCACGAAUCGGGCAUCCCAUCCCCACGCACACCAAUCCCGCCGAGUUUCUUCUCGACAUUGUCAGUUCAGACUUUGGUGGUGCCAAGGAAGAGGCCCGCGAGCGUGUUCAUCGCAUUCAGAGCGAGUGGACUACUUCUGCUGAAGCGCAAAACACGAUGAGACAGGUCUCUUCGCGGAGUCAAGUAUCCGAGAAAAACGCCAAUGUCCUCACUCCCGAGGACAUGGCUCGUCCAAAUGCCGUCAAGAUCACACAGGCUUUACUCCAUCGUCUCUGGAUCAAGAGUUAUCGUGAUGUGGUGGCUUAUGGAAUCCGAAUUGCCAUGUAUCUUGGUCUUGCUAUCAUGAUGGGCACAGUAUGGCUGCGUCUUCAUCCAACCCAGGAUUAUAUUCAACCGUUUGUCAAUGCAAUUUUCUUUGGAUCAGCAUUCAUGUCCUUCAUGGCCGUCGCCUACGUCCCUGCAUUUCUCGAAGACCGCGCAACGUUUGUCAAGGAGCGAGCCAACGGUCUCUAUGGUCCUACUCCAUUUGUUAUUGCCAACUUUCUCAUCGGUCUUCCUUAUCUAUUCCUCAUUUCCAUCCUCUUCUCCGUCGUCUCCUACUGGCUCUCCAACUUCCGCCCUAGUGGCUCGGCCUUCAUGACCUGGGUGAUGUGGAUCUUCUUGGACCUCGUCGCCGCUGAGAGUCUGGUGGUAUUCUUCACGUCCAUCUUCCCGAAUUUCGUCAUUGCCCUCGCCCUAGUGGCCUUUGCCAACGGACUCUGGAUGAGUGUUGGCGGAUUCCUCGUCGCCCCCACCAUCCUCAAUCCAUUCUGGAAAUACGUCUUCCACUACAUUGAUUACCAGGCCUAUGUCUUCCAAGGAAUGAUGGUCAACGAAUUCUCCAAACGAAAUUACUCUUGCGGAACAGGCUGUCGCUGCAUGUACGAUUCAGAUCUGGCAGAUCAGUGUAUGAUUCGGGGAACCGCCGUGCUGUCCCAAUACGGGUACGCCACGGGGCGAACCGGCAAGUGGGUUGGCAUCUUGAUCGGCAUCGUUGCCGUUUAUCGACUAUUUGGAUGGAUCGCGCUUACUGUGCGUCGAACUUGA
This is a messenger RNA of Penicillium oxalicum, 3948 nucleotides long. Its product is annotated as arginine--tRNA ligase. The record is from RefSeq and is a predicted model, not a curated record. Gene Ontology annotation, cellular component: mitochondrion; cytoplasm; membrane. Bases 1 to 3948 code for a protein of 1315 amino acids. Gene Ontology annotation, molecular function: ABC-type transporter activity; arginine-tRNA ligase activity; ATP binding. Lineage: Eukaryota; Fungi; Ascomycota; Eurotiomycetes; Eurotiales; Aspergillaceae. Gene Ontology annotation, biological process: arginyl-tRNA aminoacylation; mitochondrial translation. The transcript is spliced from 11 exons.